This is a messenger RNA of Impatiens glandulifera, 1062 nucleotides long. Its product is annotated as F-box/kelch-repeat protein At1g15670-like. Gene Ontology annotation, molecular function: protein binding. Gene Ontology annotation, biological process: regulation of phenylpropanoid metabolic process; negative regulation of cytokinin-activated signaling pathway. The transcript has a single exon. Lineage: Eukaryota; Viridiplantae; Streptophyta; Magnoliopsida; Ericales; Balsaminaceae. The coding region runs from base 1 to 1062 and encodes 353 amino acids. The record is from RefSeq and is a predicted model, not a curated record.
AUGGAGCUUAUUCCCGGUCUUCCACACGAAAUUGGACUCGAAUGUCUAUUUCGUGUUCCAUUAGAUCAAUUCCCUACUCUCGCGUUGGUUUAUCGAACAUGGAAACAAGAAAUUUCCUUGCCCGAGUUUUGGAAGCUUCGAAAAGCCGCCGGUUUUAGCCAACAUAUGGUUGUAAUGGUUCAGGCGCGUUCUCAGCCGAAUAACAAAUAUUUUCGCAGUCCAAUUUAUCGAGUCACGCUAUGUGACCUCAGUACAAAUAUUUGGAGCGAGCUCCCACUGGUCCCAUGGUUUCCCGACGGAUUACCCUUGUUUUGUCAAGUUGUAUCCGUUGGAAUGAACCUAGUGGUGAUGGGAGGUCAGGAUCCAAUGACGUGGAUGGUCUCGAGGGAGGUUUCGAUUUACAACUUCUUGCAUGGAAAGUGGAAACGUGGGACCUCCAUGCCAGGCUGUCAACGGUCUUUCUUCGCAUGCGCGUCUGACGAUGAUAAUUCGGUCUUUGUAGCCGGUGGAUGCGACGACGAUAAUAAGGCGCUUAUGUCAGCCAUGUCGUAUGACGUGGCGAGUGAUUUGUGGGUCACGUUACCCGACAUGGCGAUGAGACGAGCUGAGUGUAAAGGAAUUUUCCACGGAGGAAAAUUCCACGUCAUCGGAGGGUACGACACCGGGAUGCAAGGUAGGUUUGGAAAGAGCGCUGACGUGUACGACGCUUCCACGACAUUUAAGUGGGAACCGGUCGAGAAUGAAUACUUGAAUGACGAGAAAUGCCCUAGAACUUGUUUAAGUGGCGGAGAUAGGAACGUGUACAUGUGUCUAAACAAUGACGUGGCAUACGCGGAGAAUGACACGUAUAAUUGGCGACGUUUAACUCAACUGCCAACUGAAAUUCGAAACACAAUUCAAAUAACCGGAAGACAUAAUAAGUUAUUCGUUAUUGGCUCGUCUGGAUGUGGUGAGCCUCACAAUGCUUACGUGUUUGAUUUGGAGAGUGACAAGUGGAAAUACGUGGAUGCCACGAUGGAAUUCACCGGCCACGUACAAUCAUGUUGUUGGUUGAACAUAUGA